Medioppia subpectinata is the source of this 1754-nucleotide messenger RNA. NCBI's taxonomy places the organism in Eukaryota, Metazoa, Arthropoda, Arachnida, Sarcoptiformes, Oppiidae. The record is from the annotation of a GenBank genome assembly.
GUGACUAAAAUACUAUUCAUUCAAACAAUCACUUCAAUUGAUCCCAAGUUAUGACACAACAUAUGAAACACAUGAAGACAUCACUCGAGACCACAGAUGACGGCAAUGAAGACAAACAACAGGCGAAGAACUCAAUGGACAGAUUCGGUGACGACUUGUGUGCACUUAUAGUGUCUUAUCUCUCAUUCGAAGAUCGGUUUCGUUACGAAUGUGUGUCCAAACAGUUCCAGAGGACUGUCUUCGAGAGUGUUGUGGACCUGACUGUUGAACAAAGACUUAUGAGACAACAGAAAACUAGAUUUUCACCUAAUAUUGAAUUAUUGACAACAAUUGCCAAAAAGUGUCCAAACAUUCAAUGCAUUGACUUUCGAGGAAUAUCUCCAAGAGAUGGGACACACAUUCCCGAAGUAUUAAAACGUUUGCGUUUAAUCAUUACUGAAGCCGUCGACGAGGAACUGUUGGAACCGUUGAAACUCUGCCACCGAUUAACACAUUUAACACUCAUUUUGCAUAACAUGAGUGAGAAAUUAUUGGAUAAUUGCGGCAAACAUUGGCCACGACUUCACUACCUGUCCAUUGAAUGUCUAAAUUUUUACACCGAGUGUUUGGAUCACAUCUUAAGCCUACCGGCGCUGCAAACAGUGGUCUUUAAAUACUUCCAAUCGGAAGGUUUGAGAGAUAAUGCUUUUGAAUACUUUGUGUCCAAAGCCACUAAACUCAAGAAGAUUGAAAUGAAUAUGGAACAACAGACGAAACACAAGAAGACAUCACUCGAGACCACAGAUGACGGCAAUGAAGACAACAUUCAACACGCAAUGAUUUACGCGAAGAACUCAAUGGACAGAUUCGGUGAUGAUUUGUGUGCACUUCUUGUGUCUUAUCUCCAUAUCGAAGACUGUUUUAAAUACGAAAGUGUAUCCAAACAGUUCCAGAGGACAGUCUUCGGGAGUGUUGUGUGCAUUGAUUUCAAUGAUCACUUCAUUCAACGCGAAGACGAUAUUUCAAUCUUCAAAACAAUGAAUAAAAUCAUCAAAAAGUGUCGAAACAUUCAAACCAUUGAUUUUUGUUUUAUCGAAGAAAACAAUAAAUACUUUCUCGAAGUUUUGGCCGAAAUUCUUCGCGAAUUCCCGAAUUUGCGGGAAAUUUACUGCAAUUUGUCGUCGAAUAGCAACCGAUGGAUCAGAGAGUUGGCGCCACUCAUCACACUUAUCGGUGAUAUUGAAAUGGAGGCGAAAGAAUCACUCAUUCAUUGCCACCGAUUGUCUCAUUUGACAGACAGUGAUUUGUCGCAUGUCUUCGACACUACUUCUGGACAAUUAUUAGCGAAGAAUUUGUUAUCUUUUGGUCUCAAUGGCAGUCAUAAUAACCAACAAUUGUCUGAAUUCGUGUCCGGGAAUCAGUCCCUCACAUAUAUGGAACAACAGACGAAACACAAGAAGACAUCACUCGAGACCACAGAUGACGGCAAUGAAGACAACAUUCAACAGCCACAAAUGUAUGCGAAGAACUCAAUGGACAGAUUCGGUGAUGAUUUGUGUGCACUUCUUGUGUCUCAUCUCUCAAUCAAAGAUCGGUUUCGAUUGGAAUGUGUGUCCAAACAGUUCCAGAGGACUGUCUUCAGGAGUGUUGUGUGCAUUGAUUUCAGUGAUUAUUUCAUUCAACGCCAAGACUUUCCAAUCUUCACAACAAUGAAUAAAAUCAUCAAAAAGUGUCGAAACAUUCAAACCAUUGAUUUUUGUGAUAUCCAUGAAAAC